Candidozyma duobushaemuli is the source of this 1980-nucleotide messenger RNA. It is a transcript of the gene YVC1, whose product is annotated as Yvc1p. NCBI's taxonomy places the organism in Eukaryota, Fungi, Ascomycota, Pichiomycetes, Serinales, Metschnikowiaceae. The transcript has a single exon. The coding region runs from base 1 to 1980 and encodes 659 amino acids. The record is from RefSeq and is a predicted model, not a curated record.
AUGUCUAUCGAGGAGGAUCCGUUGUUUCCAACUGGUAGUAGCAUUGGCAAUGGCCGCUGUGCCGACUCCAGACAAAGUUAUCGAAUUGCGCUAAACUUAAAGGCAGUCAUUGAUAGGGUGAUUCCGACUAUCUUCGAUGAGAAGGAGAUUGUGAAUCCUCACCUGGCUGUGCUUAACCCCAAAGUGAUUCGCCUUAUUUAUCGUUGUGCUGGUGGAAAAGGUAAUGGUGCUGCUGGUACAACUUCGUAUAAGUACCGGGCAGCUCUUGUUUUUGCCUUGUUGAAGGUCACUGGGUGGUACUGGCAACAAGCUGAAUAUAGACUUUCAGACAAUGAACUAUACUCAUUGAGGGCGAUUGCUGCACAGUCUUUGGCGGUUAAUAUUAUCGAGGAAACGAAGGAUGACGAGUACUUGUUCUUGAGAAUGCUUUGUCACCGUUAUCUGAUGAAGAUAGGAGGCCAAGAUUGCGACCCUGUCAGUGCUCUAGAAUUGGCAGUGGAUAUGCAUCUGACUAUAGUAAUUGGCUGCUCAGGCUAUCAACGAUGCAUGAAGUGGUUAUGGAGAGGCUGGAUUAUGCAAUCGUCUACCGACCCUCAUUCCUAUGUGCUUUACAAAGGUGUUGCGUCUCAGUCUAUCAGGACACACUUUGAUCCGGAUAGAAUCAAAACACCGGCGUAUCAAAACAAGAUUGAGAUUGCGUUUAGUGUGCUAUACUUGAUCUUCUACACAAUCAUUUUGAAUACUCAUCAAAUCGUGACAACUGACGUUGAUGUUUUUGAGGGUUUCUUCUAUGCGUUUACCUUGGGCUCGAUCAUUGACGAGCUUACAAAACUAUACCAUGUGGGCUGGAACUAUUUGGGUUUUUGGAAUGUGUUCAACGACGUCAUGUACUCGAUCAUAGUCAUUGCCAUUGGGUUUCGUUUCGCAUCUCUCAGACAUACCGGUCUUUACAGAGAAAAAUACGAUGAGAUCAGUUUCCGUGUGUUGUCUUGUGCCUCACCCUUGAUGUGGUCCCGCCUUCUUCUAUACUUGGAUGCCCAGCAGUUUGUGGGAGCCAUGAUCGUUGUCAUCAAGACGAUGAUGAAAGAAUCUAUUCUAUUCUUCGUUUUGCUUGGUGUAGUGAUUUUGGGCUUUUUAGAAGGCUUUUUGGGCCUUGAUGCAUCAGAUGGAAAAAGCGAGGCCACCAAACAUAUUUUGACUUCAUUGGUGAAUGCUGUUAUUGGUGCCUCUGGCUUCAAUGAUGUCGAGAAUCUCGUCCCACCAUAUGCACUGGUAUUAUACUAUAUUUACUCAUUUGUUCUUCAAGUCAUAUUGAUGAACAUUCUAGUUGCAUUAUAUUCCACAGCUUACGCUGCAAUUGUGGAAAACGCCACAGACGAGUAUUUCGCCUUGGUGGCUCAGAAAACGUUACGUUACAUUCGUGCCCCAGAUACAGACUUGUAUGUCCCACCGUUCAACUUGAUCGAGUGGAUCAUUUUCCCGCUUUACUACGUGGUGUCCAAGCGUACAUACAAGUACAUCAACAGAGUGGUGAUGACGAUUGUCUACUCACCUAUGCUUUUGUACAUCACUAUUGAUGAGCUUGCUAAUGCUCGAAGAGUCCAGUACAAUCGCUUCAAGGGUCUUCCCGAUGAUGCUAAUGAAAUCGACACCGAGUGGGACAUGACAGACGGAUACGAUGUAGACUUGUUGGUAAUGGGAGACAGCGGAAUCGAAACGAGAGAUGAUGAAGUGAAUGUUGAGCUCAGAGAGCAACGCGUUGCAGAAAACAAGGAUCCGGAAUUUGCUGCAGACUUCCCAUCCUUACUGAAAGACAUCGAACAAGUGAUUCCGCCGGUUGAGAAAGCCAACGAGAGAGGCAUAAAGUGGGAGCAAUACGCAUUAUACGAGAAGCUUGACCAUCUAUCAAGCAUAGUCGGCAAUCUUGUGGAGGAAAACAAGAAGCUUCGGGAAAGGCUUGACAAGAAAAAUGAUGCCUGA